Molecule: messenger RNA, 2786 nt
Organism: Amphibalanus amphitrite
Lineage: Eukaryota; Metazoa; Arthropoda; Thecostraca; Balanomorpha; Balanidae
Product: peptidyl-alpha-hydroxyglycine alpha-amidating lyase 1-like
Exons: 7
Coding region: 121-1077 (318 amino acids)
Cellular component (GO): extracellular region
Molecular function (GO): protein binding
Source: RefSeq, a predicted model, not a curated record
GUCCAGGUAUUCAAGUUCAGCCCGCGCGGCGGGGACGGUACGCCGCAGCUCACCCUCGGCACAAAGUUCGAGCCCGGCUCGGACGACUAUCACUUCUGCAAGCCCACCUCAGUCGCUGUGAUGCGCGACGGCUCGUUCUUCGUGGCUGACGGCUACUGUAACACGCGCAUCCUCAAGUUUGGUCCCGGCGGCGGCCGGCCAGUGCGCACCGUCGGCCGGGCAUCAAGUACGUUCGCUAUUUUUGGCUCACUGCUCGGCCGUCCGCCGGCGCUGGACGAGUUCAACAUCCCUCACUCACUGGCACUCCUCGAGGACCGCAACAUGAUCUGUACGGCGGACAGAGAGAACAGACGCGUCGUCUGUUUCCGCGCCUCCGACCUCAGCGCUACGGAUGUUACCAUCAACUGGCAGCGCUCGAGGAUCUACGGCCUGGCGUAUUCGCCGCGCGAUGGAGGUGCCCUCUUUGUUGUCAACGGGCCCAACUAUGCCGGCAAUAAGGUUCAGGGUUACGUGGUGAGCGUGACGUCCAAGAGUGUGACGUCCACGUUCAGUCCGGACGGUAACGGCCUCUCGAACCCGCACGAUGUGGCCGUGUCUCGGGACGGCUCGGCCGUCUAUGUGGUCGAGCUGAACCCGCGCAAGGUGUGGCGCUUCAACGUCGACGGUCCCCACACCGCUCAGAAGAAGUCGAACGUGCAGACGAGCGCAGCGGCUGGCGUAGCGGGAGGUGUUCAAGACCCCACGGUGGAGUUUGUCAAGUCUCCGGACGCUGCUGGCGACGACUCGGCGGCGCCGUCCCUCUCCGGGCACGCUAAGCUGGCGAUGGCAGCCCUGUUCGGAGUCCCUGUGGUGCUGUUUGUGGUCAUCAUGGCCGUGCUGCGACUCAGGAAGAGAAACCAGCGGCGGCGGUUCUUCCUGCAUAACCUGAACGACGGCCCCGGCCACCGCAAAACCCUCGACUCGCUGCUAGGAACAAAGUCUCGCCAGGGCUUCGAGCCGCUCGCUACCCAGGAUCUAGACGACGACUCAGAUAGUGAUGUAGAGGAGUUCAUCGCUAAGAUCAAGUCGCGCACCUGAGAGGCGAGUGAGGACGAUCCGUGAUUGGACAGUCCUGGGAGGGGUAAGUGAGGUAGGAGAAUUGAGGCGGGUUUCGCGGUGGACAGGACCGCUCAGUGAUGAAGUGACGCGGUGUGGAUGCCGGACAGUGAGAGGUGGUGAUGUGUCUCGCGGACUGCCUGUUGACGGUAUGGUGACUGUACGGCAGUUUUGGCACUGAACCGCAGUGCCGAAGGAUGGUGGUUGUGACGAAUGUUGCGAAACCACGGCACUGAAUUGCAGCACAGUGGUGACAGUGAGGAUGGUUAGUGCAGUGGACUAAAGCACAGACUGUGGUGACAGGAUGGUGAUUGUGACGAAUGAUGCGGAACUUCUGAACUGGGUCCAGUGCAGUGGUGACAGGUGGUUGUGAUGAAUGGUGCGGAACCACUGGACAGGACGACUGGAGUGAUGUGGCAAAGUGGCCAUAUGAUGAACUCACUGCGCUGCAGUGGCUGGCUGGAAUCUGCUGCUCCCAGCGCAUGGAACCUGCCCUCGCCGGCAAAUGAAAAUUGCUCUUGCCAGGGUAUGGAACCUAUCCAUGCCAAUGCAUGAGAUCUGAUAAGUCCAUGUGUCGACCGUGCCAUUCUCUACCUGGCGGCGCUGGCUGCGUCUCCCGCAGACUGAAUCUACUUACGAGUAUCCUAAGAGAACCGGUUUCGGCUGUUCUACUUGGCACUAUCAGACCGAGACGAAGACGAACACCAAACUACUUACCGGGCUUACGGGGCUGUUUCAUAGACAUGAUCUGUCGUGAUGCUUCUUCGUUUUGUAUGACUGUUUUUCAUACUCCUUGCUUUUACAUUCCUUGAUGGUCGUGCAGUCUCGUGUAGACAACUGUCACAAAUUUUACCUGAAGCCGUUUACCAACUCCUAGAUUAGCAUCUUUUGACUUCGCUGCCAUAUAUUCCCACACUACUUAACCAUACCUAGAAUGCCCCGUAUGGCUGCAUCCAUGACCAGCCGCCAAACUGCGACGAACGGUGGCUGCGGGUGCGAGAAAGAGCGGUCAGCCGCGCCGUCUCAUUCUGUGGCCUGUGGUCACCAAAUGCGGUCGAUAACUGACCGUGAAUGCGAUUCGGUCGCGCUCUCAUUGCUGCACACUAGGAACAGUGACGGCUAGGUUAGAGGCGAGGGUCAUACAGACCGGUGCACUUACCGGAGACUGUAUAUAGGGCCUUGCCGGAGACCGGUCUAUGCCUUCCUGUUCUCCGCUGGAUCUGUGAAUUUUAACCCCGUUCGUAGACAGGGCUGUCUGUGUGUCUGCCCGUCUGCCUGUUCGUCUGUCCAUGUGUUUGGGUAGAUGUUCGUCGAGUUUCUCCCCGGCUACCUUAUUUGGCGUCGUUCGCCGCUCGCUCUGAAUCUUUCCAUAAUAGGCGAUGGUGUUUAGUUUCGCUGUUUUUCAGUUGGAUGUAAGAUAUUGUGGCGACACUGGUAUUUUACCCCGUUCGCUGAUAGACUGUGACCUUGAAGGAGUAGGGAUCUAGGCGGCUAGCAAGUGUUGUCGAAGCCUUUUUUGCUUUUAUCAGCACAAUUCUGAUGGUGCUGAUUUGGAAGGCAUUCAUACCUAGACACGGGGUUGUUGGCUGGAAUUGUACUAUUUUAUUCAUUGGUUUUGGUAUAUUUUAUUUUAAUAUAUUUAAAUAUGCGUUAUUAGUGAACGAUAACGUGAAUAAAUGUGAAUCUUUCUA